UGGAGCACCGAGGGGCAGGGUAAGAGGCUGGGACUCGAGUCGCGCUAGCCCGAGCCAGUGGCUCUAGGAGUGGGACAGAGGGUUCCUGUGCCCCGCGUGGGAAGUGGCAGAGGCUGGAGCUGGAAUCUUUCUCCUGUGGAAGUGGAAAACAUGAAAUAAGAAUCCUAGACUUUCUAAAGAUUUCGCCAUGGAAGACUUGGAAGGAAAUCACUUCAAUUCAGUGGAAGAAGAAACCCGCUACUGGAAAGAACUGGCUAUGAAAUAUAAACAAUGUGCAGAAAAUACACAGGAGGAACUGCGUGAGUUUCAAGAGGGGAGCCGAGAAUAUGAAGCAGAAUUAGAGACACAGCUGCAACAAACGGAAUUCAGAAAUCGAGACCUACUAUCGGAAAACAAUCGCCUUCGAAUGGAACUGGAGUCAAUUAAGGAGAAAAUUGAAGUGCAACAUUCAGAAGGCUACCAGCAGAUCUCUGCACUGGAAGAAGAACUGGCACAGACAAAAGCUGUUAAAGAUCAACUACAGAAGUAUAUUCGAGAACUUGAGCAAGCAAAUGAUGACUUGGAAAGAGCAAAAAGAGCCACUAUAAUGUCUUUGGAGGACUUUGAACAGCGUUUGAACCAGGCCAUUGAAAGAAAUGCCUUUCUGGAGAGCGAGCUAGAUGAGAAGGAGAACCUUCUGGAGUCAGUGCAGCGAUUGAAAGAUGAAGCCAGAGACUUGAAGCAAGAGCUUGCAGUGCAGCAGAAACAAGAGAAACCCAAAACGCCAAUACGAAGUACACUGGAGGCAGAAAGAACAGACACAGCUGUGCAAGCGACCUUAUCUGUGCCUUCCACUCCUGUCGCUCAUAGGGAACCCAACGUCAGUAUGAGCACUCCAGGAAUAUUUAGAAGAGGCUUUGAGGAUAGUUAUCGCGGGACUCCUCUCACACCAGCUGCCAGGAUAUCUGCACUGAACAUUGUGGGAGACUUACUACGGAAAGUAGGGGCUCUGGAAUCCAAACUUGCAUCUUGCCGAAACUUUGUAUAUGAUCAGUCUCCAAACAGACUGACUAUGUCCUCACCCAUGUAUCUGAACAAGAGCAGAGACGGCCUGGAAAAACGACUGAGCAAUUUUCACAUGCCUUUGAGCGAUAACGGGUUAGGGAAACGCUUGGAGUUUGGAACAUGGCCUUCAAACAUUCCCGCACCAAUGGCACAUUCCCCACAAGGGGUAGUCAAGAUGUUACUCUGAGAGGAUCCUGAGAUGAUGAGGCCAUGAUGGAUUAGGAUUUUUUUUUUUAAACUUUGUCUUUUAAUCUUUCAAGAGAAUAAGAACAAGCAGCCCCAGUAGUUAACUUGAAUAAGGGAAGGUGACUGGCAACAGCAAUUGACUUUUCCACAAGACUGAGUUGUGGAUGCUGUGACAAAGGCGCACUGCUGGUCAGUCUAGUACUGCAAAUCACUUUCCUACAUCAGCUGCUGGAAAUAGCAUCUUGAAAGUUGUUUCUGGAACACUGCUGUCCCAAACGAAUGGCCUCCUAUAUAAAGUAGGGUUAGUAAUCCUCCCCAUAAAUACUGAUACAUUUUGUGUAGCACAGCUAUUGUUUCAGCAAGAGAGUUACGGUGUUAUGAUUUUCUAGUGUAGGGUGCUGCAUGCAUCAGUGGCAUCAAUUAGGGAAAUGUUUGUCUCCAUCCAAAUUUUAAUUUCAUUAUGAGAAUUUUUGGAUCAAAAUCAGUGCAACUGCAAGUCUAAAAUAAAGCCGGGUGGUCAGAUUAAUUUGUUGUCAGAAUCCCAUCAUAUAACAAACUGCCUUUCAUAUGAUAAGAUGUUAGCGAUAAGAGUGACUUACCAUUAAGAUUUCUUAACGGUUAAAGAAGGAAAAAUGCCUUGAUUGCAAAUAUUGAAGAGACCCCCAGAUAUGUAGUAAUGCAGGAAAGAAAUAGUUGUGCUGAUAUAACAAACCCAUAGCAUCUGCAGUUUCUAGCCACUACAUGACUGCAUAACAUGGCAAGACCUACACCACUGACCUAUUGAUAGAGUUAAUCUCAGUUGAUGGGUCGGGGCUUUUUGCUUUCUGACAAUACACUUGAUAAUGUGCCUCAAGUAUGUACCAUAAGAAUAUACCCCUUCUAGCUAUUGCUAGUGAUAUUAAUCCCCCAAAUCCUUAAUUCUGGCCAAGGAUUUUAAGAUAAACUCUUUUAAGAUAAUUUUUUAUCUAACAGAAUAAUGCUCCAAGUUUAAGUGGAGUAGAUUCACCGACAGUAGUAAUAUCAUGUUAUAGAAAUGUGAACUUGCAAUAUGAUGCAGUAUGGCUAAAACUAUUUUUUUGCCCAACAAAUGAAUACAUAAUUGUCUUUUUUAAAAUAUUCAGCUCUGCAAAUACAGAUACUAUUGUACAGGAAGCAACUACAUCUUAAUCUCACUCUUUGAUAUCGAAAUUGUCUGGUUUAAUCAGUGAACAGAAUAAAGCUUAUUCUGAAUGUUAACCUAUGGA
Messenger RNA from Pelodiscus sinensis (Chinese soft-shelled turtle), 2474 nucleotides. It is a transcript of the gene NDE1, whose product is annotated as nudE neurodevelopment protein 1. Gene Ontology annotation, biological process: vesicle transport along microtubule; establishment of mitotic spindle orientation; cell migration. Lineage: Eukaryota; Metazoa; Chordata; Testudines; Trionychidae. The record is from RefSeq and is a predicted model, not a curated record. Gene Ontology annotation, cellular component: kinesin complex; kinetochore; centrosome. Gene Ontology annotation, molecular function: microtubule binding.